CUCAGCUCCAUAUUUCCCUGUAAACUCAAAGGUUGACUCUGUGCGAGAGAACCUAGGAAGACUGGGGCAGCUGCCCGUGUCCAAGAUUUCCCCAGGUGGCGGCAAACGUGAAGACCGGAAUCUGCCCCUCUGAGCACAGGUGCACUCCAAGGAUUCACCAGUCCUUCACAGGGGGGGCCAGCUGAGUUUAUACUAAAGCAUGCAAGAGAACAACUCUGAGCAGCCACCGUCCCUGUCUCAGCUCCUCAGAGAGAGCUACCUGGCAGAGGCCAGAGCUCAGCAGCGCCACAGCGAGAUGAGCCGCUCAGACGCUUCGUCCACACGCCUUCAGAUCUACGGGUCGCUCAAAGGCAAGGCUGAAGACUCUGUGGGCCGUAAUGACCCCCAACUGCCAGACCUCUCCGCCUUCCUCAGCCAGGAAGAGUUGGAUAAGAGUGUGAACCUGGCCUGCCAGGCCAUCGGACAUGAGGCUCGUGAGGAGAAGGCAGAGGUCAAGGCCACUGUCAAACCGUUAACCCCCUCCAACAUCUCCUCAGUCUCAGUUUCUUCCUCUACGACCCCUUCUGUUCCCUUGCAUAACCCAUCUCCUGCUCCUCUUGUUGCCCCCUCCACUGUGCCCUUCACCCAGCCUGCCCCCGAGUUCAAAGAACUGCCAGCAACACACACAUUCACAUCAGACAGAAAGAUGCUUAAAGCCUCCAUGCGACAGGACAACAUGAUCAGAACCAGCAGGGACUCCGGUGAAGGAUUCAACGACUUCAACAAAUCAUCGAGGAACGCCCCGUACGGCCCAGAGACCCAGUCCAAGAAGGAGUUUCUCAACAAAGCAGCAGACUUCAUUGAGGAGCUCUCCUCUCUAUUCAAGGCCAACAGCUCCAAACGGGUACGACCGAGAGGGUGCAAGUCUCAUAGGAGUAGAGGUCAGAAUAAGAGCCAGAACGAUGGGGCAGUUGAUCCUCUCAACUCUGACAACAGGGAGCGUGCUUUCAUGCCCGUGGAGGAGGAGGAGGAGGAGGAGGAGAGACCUGGUCCUGCUGUGAGCCACCCACCAGAGGUCCAACUGGACCCUGGUACCAGGCAUGUGGAGCUCCAGGACUGCAGGGUCACUGAGGAGCAGCAGUACGACUGUGUUUCUCAGGAAGUCCAGGAGGAGGGGACAGAAGGCUGUGACUUGGCAGAAACACCCUACUCUGCAGAGCCCAUGUGUGAACCUCCUCAUUUCAUCCAGAAACUGAAAAGCAGGGAGGUUGCAGAGGGCAGCAAGGUUCAGUUAGACUGCAUCGUAAGAGGACUCCCGAUGCCUGAAGUCCGGUGGUUUUGUGAGGGCAAGGAGUUGGAGAACAGCCCCGACAUUCAGAUCAUCACCAACGGAGAGCUGCACUCUCUGAUCAUCGCUGAGGCCUUCGAGGAGGAUACAGGACGUUACUCCUGCUUUGCGUCUAACUUCUAUGGGACUGACUCCACGUCGGCAGAGAUCUACGUCGAAGGUGCCUCCUCUUCAGAUUCUGAGGGGGAGCAGCACCUUGAAAAUGUAGCCCAGCUGCAGAGGAAAACCCAAAAGUCAAGUGCAACUUUAACAUCAUCAUUGGGCCAAACCGCCUCUGCAGAGGAGGAAGAGUUUGAGACAUCUGAACUUGCAGCAGCAACAGAGGAACCAGUACAGGAGCGCUCCUCCUCACCACCAACUCAUCAUCCUCCUCUGCUGGUCCAGACAACAACCACGGUGCUUUCUGUCCCAGAGCUCUCCAGAGCGUCUGUGGCAUCCUCAGCACAGCCCGCUCAGGAGGAGACGACCACAGGGUUACCGGUGCAGGUGUUUCCUACUUUGACACAAGAGGUCACAGAAGUUUCAGGAAACCAGGAGGCCUCAGCGUCUGUCCCAGUCACAUCUACAACCCAGCAGACAGAGACAGUCCCAUCCCUGCCUCUGAUCUCAGUGGCUCCAUCAGUGCAUCAACCUGAGAGUCAAACCUCCAAUCACAACUAUAUACAAGGGUUGAACGGGCAACCUGUGAUGGCCGCCCCUGUAUUCACAAAGAGCCUGCAAGACCUCUUUGUGUCAGAAGGCCAGCUGGUGGUGCUAGAGGGCCGUGUGAAAGGGAUACCGUCACCUCGAGUGGACUGGUACAGAGAGGGCAAAUCCAUAGAGGACUCUGCUGAUUUCAGGAUCCUGCAGAAAAAGCCGAGAUCUCCAGCUGAACCAGAGGAAAUAUGCACUUUGGUCAUUGCUGAAGUCUUUCCGGAAGAUUCAGGAGUGUUUACUUGUACAGCAAGCAACAAGUAUGGAACCGUGUCCAGUACUGCAGCACUGAGGGUCAGAGGCAAUGGUAGGAACAGCAACCACGUGAGGCCUGUCAGCAGUUUAACAGUGGAUCCCAGUCGAAACCAAGAAUCUUCCCCAUCAGCUCCCAAUGUCAACCCUCAACCAGAGGCGACCAACAGCGUCAAGCCCCACUCCAGCACCAUUCGCCUGGACCCACUCGUCUCCAGCACAUUACGCCUGGAUCCCUUAAACACCAGCACCUUCCGCCUGGAUCCCCACAGCUCCAGCAUGUUGCGUCCUGACCCGCUUCGCACCAGCCUGCCCAGUCUGGAACCCUCCAGCCUGAGCAGCAGCAUCAGCACCUCCUACCUGAACUCUCACAGCAGCAGCACCCCAAACUUAGACCCUCUCCACCUCUACCAGAACACCUCUGUGUCCGGUGGAGCACAUCCAGAACCACAGAGCGGUGCACAGGUGUUCUCACACCUGAAAGCUUUCAGUGCUGCAACUCCAGCUGAGCAGGACGCUUCCAGACCUUGGCUGACAUCGUCUGACAGGAGUGGUGUUAAGGGGGCCCUUAAGGGGACUCCAAACCAUCAGAAUGGGAGCCCCAUUGUGGUCCCCCUCCCUGACCCUCCACCGAACUCUUGCCUUAAGUCAGGCACCUUGACGAACCAUAGAGACUCGCGCUCCGGCCCCAGAGCCGGUCUGCGUGUGCACUUCAAACUCCCCGAGGAUGAGCAAAGUGAAGCAUCUGCUGAGUGUGAUGAAGAUGACGCUCUGGCUUCAGCCAACAAAGAACCACCCCCGGUGCUGGCUAAACCCAAACUGGAACCCGCCCAGCUCCGGCUCCUGCACAACCAAGUCCUCAUGGAGCAGCAGCAGGAGACUGAACCCCCGAUCCAAACCCAAACUCACGUGCAGCCUCAGGCCCACCCCCCGUUCCAGAGCCAGGUCCAGCCCGAGGUCCCAAGCUCCCACGAGGCUCCGCUGUGGUCACCCAGAAUGCAGUGCGAGCCCCAUCCGCCACCUUUCCAGCCCCAACUUACCACCACAGCUCCCCCUCAGCAGACCCCUCACUCAGCACCACCACUCACCACCCCUAACGCUCCCUCGCUCAGCUCUGCUCCACAGCUCAACACCACCUUUUCACCUCUUUUCAACACUGCUCCUCCUUUCAGCUCCCCUCUGUCUUUCCCUCAACUGAAGACUUCUACACUGAUGACGUCACCUCCACCUCCCCCACAGCUGAACACAGCUCCUCCUCUCAGUGCAGCUACUACAACCCAGAUGAACACCAUCCACGCCUCCCACCUCAACCUGUCCCCCGCAGCUCUUGCCAAACCUGCACCCACGUUCCAGUUCUCCUCUCCCCCUGCACCAAAGCUCAGCACGGUGCCCGCAGGUCAGACCCUGGCCUCACAGCAGAUCAUCUCCCCCACUCCUCUGCUCAGAAGUACCCACGCCUCCCUCAUGAACCUCACCGCCACCUCCUUCACCUUCAACUACACCCGGCCUAAAGAGUUCAUAGCUGCUCAGACCUUCUCACCAGUGAGGAGUCCUUCCCCAACCGAAUCCCCGGUGCCCCUCCUCCAUGAGCUGGCCGCUGAGCUCAACUCCUCCGCAGCCAGCUCCCCGACUAUCCCGCCAUUUCCUCCACCACAUAGGAUCCUCCCCACAAGGGUGCUGAAGUCUCCCACCAGCCCUCCUUCCCUCGUGUCCUCGCCCACACCGGGUUCAGCACAGUUUCCCAACAGCGUGUACUCCAUACGAGCCCAGUCACCUCCUCAGGCCUCUUCUCCCACUUCCAGCAGCUCCACCCCCAGCCCAAUUCAAAACCCUGUGGCCUUCCUCAGCUCCGUGCUGCCGUCGCUGAGCCUGAGUCAGCCCAAAAACUCAAUGGGACUGCCCAAGGGAGCUCCAUUAGGGCUACAAAAGAAGGUACCCAAGGUGCAACUGCCGUCAAAUGAAGACAUUCGUGGGAGCAAAGAAAUUCUCCUCCAUGACAUUGAGAAAAAGCUUCGAUUUAAAGAUGAUACUCCACAGUUUGCACAUCAACAGAAGCUGAGUUAUGAGGUGAAAACAGCGAGCAGACCCCUUGGACCAAACAUUCCUGCUACUGUCUUUAACUAUGAUGAGGAGUACAAAGUGUCCAAUUUUGAGCAGAGACUAAUGAGCGAGAUUGAAUUCCGCUUGGAACGAACGCCAGUGGAGGAGUCGGACGAUGAGGUGCAGCAUGAUGACGUCCCGACGGGUAAAUGCAUCGCGCCCAUAUUUAACAAGAAACUUAAGAACUUCAAGGCCAUGGAGGGCGUACCUGUCACUUUCUCAUGUAAAGUUUUGGGAAUCCCUCUUCCAAAGGUUUACUGGUUCAAGGAUGGCAAGCAGAUCUUAAGGAAGAACGUCCAUUACAAGAAGAUAAGAGAGGGAGACGGGACCUGUGCUUUGCACAUCGAGUCCACGACAAGCGACGAUGAUGGCAACUACACCAUCAUGGCAGCUAAUCCACAGGGACGAAUCAGCUGCUCAGGUCAUUUGAUCGUCCAAACGGGACCUCCCCGCAACCGGCAGACACCGAUUCAUUCUCAGAGGGUACGAGCUCGCAUACAGCAAGUUGAAAGUGAGCAAACGCAGGAGCGCUUUUUUCGCCCUCACUUCCUCCAGGCUCCAGGAGACAUGCUGGCUCAUGAGGGAAGACUGUGCAGACUAGACUGCAAGGUGAGUGGGCUGCCCAACCCAGAGCUGAUGUGGCUGGUCAACGGGAGGCCGAUCUAUCCGGACCUUUACCACAAGCUGCUGGUGCGGGAGAAUGGCAUCCACUCCCUGGUCAUUGACCCUCUGACGCAGAAUGACGGCGGCACAUACACGUGCAUAGCGAGCAACAAAGCAGGACAGAGCUCCUUUAAUCUAGAACUGAAAGUUGUGGAGAAAGAGACAAAGCACCCUCCUCAGUUUUUGGAGAAGCUGCAGAACAUGGGUAUUCCUGAGGGGACUCCCGUCAGGCUGGAGUGUCGGGUGGUGGGUAUGCCCCCGCCAGCCAUCUUUUGGAAGAAGGACAAUGACAGCAUUCCUAGAAUGAAGGACAGAAUCAGCAUGACCCAGGAUGCCACAGGAUAUGUGUGUCUCCUCAUCCAACCAACAACUAAAGAUGAUGCUGGCUGGUACACAGUGUCGGCAAAAAAUGAGGCUGGAAUUGUGUCUUGCACCUGCAGACUAGAUAUCUAUGCACAGUGGCAUCAGAGCAUCCCCGCCCCCAUGAAGAAAGCUCCACGCACAGGUAGCCGCUACGCCGCUCUGACCGACCAGGGGCUCGACAUCAAGUCUGCUUUCCCCACGUCGGACACCAGCCCCUUCUUGUUUUCCAGCUCCCCUCCUGAAGCCAUGCUGGAGAGUGAGGAGCUGUGAGAGACACACCGGCGCGGUGACUCUUAGGCUUCCCGGCAGGAUGUGUGACCUCCCUGAGGUCGGAAACAGUAGAAGACUUUACGGAGAUUGAUUGCUUGAGCAGAUUGUCAUGUGAUUUGUGUUUUGCACAUGAAGUGAAGUACAUUCAGAAUAGAAUGGCAAAGAAUUAUUGCGUUAAACCUAUCAGCACUGAUAGUGGCUUUGUCACCAUUCCUAUUUACUGAAGUCACAUGCAGAAAAAUGAUGGAUUUGCAAAGUCUUAGCUCAUGAGCCAUCGGAGGAGUUGAAUAUUGUUCUCUCACGUUUUGUUUUCUACAUCAUAUUUAGCUACAGUGCUGCGGUUGUUGCUGAUUGUUGAUCAUAGCAUCUGUUCUUAAUAGUUAGUCCUCUUCUCAAAGUGGUGCUAACACCACUCUUUUUUUUUUAUUGCAAAUCACAUGUACAGUGGCUUCUGACAGUAUUCACACCCCUUCACUUUUUGCACUUUGUUUUAUUUGUAUUUUUAAUGAAUACAUUAGAUGAUUAAUGACAAAGAGAAAAUAUGUUUUUAGAAACUUUUACACAUUUAUAAAAAAAGAAAAAUUAUUGGAAGCAGUUAAAGUUUCUGGUCAUCCUGGGCAUGUCCAGCCUUGCAUGCCUGGAUUUAGGCAGUUUAUCCCAUUAUUACCGGCGGAUUCUCUCAAGCGCAGAUUUAAUGGUACAUGUCUGUGAGCUGCCACCUUCAAGUCUCUCCACAGAUGUUCUAUGGACUGGAGUCUGAGCUCUAGCUGGACAAGAAGAGACGAGAGAGAAAUGCUUCCCCAGAGGCUGCUUUGGGUCAAGAUCGUGCUGAAAGGUGAAACAUCACCACAGUCUCACAUUGUCCUCCCCUUAAACAAGGGGUGGCUGUUGCUCAGGAGGUUUGGUCCACUCACCAGAAGUGGGUGGGUCGAUCACCCUCUGCUACUCCCUUCCACAUACUGAAGUGUCUUUGGGCCAGAUUCAGAACCCCAGACUGAAGAUACUAAACCACAAAUUGGCCAAGAUGGCUUUGGUAGUGUGUGAAUGGUGUGGUAAAAAAGGUGCAGCAUAUAGUAACGGUGUGUGUGUGUGUGUGCGCGCAUGUGCGUGCGCAUGCGUGUGUAGCUUGUACUGUAAAGUGCUUUGAGUGGUUGAUAAGAAUAGAAAAGCUUUAUAUAAAUACAGACAAUUUAAAUUCUGACCUCUUCGGUCUCUGCUGCUGAGAAGCCCCGACUCAUAGCAUGAUGCUGCCACCACCACCAUGCUGCACCAUAGGGACGGUAUCAACCAGGUGAUGAGCAGGGACUGGUGAUUAAACAUUGUGUUUGGAUUUCUGCUCAAAUUAUUUGUGUCUCAUCAGACAAAAAACAUGCUCAGAGUCCUUUAAAUGCAGCGUAGCAAACACAAAGCCGGCCGUCAAAUGGGUGAUACCAUAAGAGCCUGAUUGAUGGAGCGCUGCAUAGAGCUGCAAAAUUUAAUAGGUCUGAAUACCUUCUGAAGCCAUUGUACCUGUACUGGUAGUUCUAGUUUCUUUAAAGGUUUAUAUAAAGUAGUCAUAAGUUUAUUAAUAAUCAGAUAUAGUUUAUAGAGUAUUUUAAGACAUUUGAAUGUGCCAUUAAGAUCAGUUUAAAUGGCUCCAUUAAAGGAGGAAUUCUUUCUAUACUGAACUAAAUUAUUUCUGUUUUGUUGGUCACUGGUUCACAGUUUUGCACCAUGUUUUCCAUGUGCAUGCAUGCCAACAUACAGUAUUGUAUAACAAAUAAAAACACUGUGUCUGCUCACAGUCAUGAUAAUAGUAUGCUGAUAGGAGAUUCUAAUUCAUGGUUUGUAAACACUGAAACACUUUAUUUUUUUGCUUUCAUUUGAUUUAAUUCAUCUUUGUAUAUGACAAAGAUUUGUCUCCGUAACUACAUCAACACUUAUGAGAUGUAUCGUCAGAGAAAUUAGUCAGAUCACACUAAAAACUCUUUGGUUUGGGAUAAAGACAGGGCUCUGCUUUUGCAAAUGACAGCAAAAGAUCAAAUGUAUUUGAUGGACUAUGAUUUAAUAAAUUGAAGUCAGUUUAAUAACACACUGGAGAAAAAAACAAAAGCACAUAUUCAGCUGAUGUAAAGUUGCACAUUGUAAAAUAGUUUUGUCCUUCCUCAGAAUAAAGUUAUAUUUAUUAAAGUGAGUGACAUGUUUGCUUUGCUGGAACAAGUGGUUUUGUUUGCAUGCUGCACAGACGGCAUGUAAUUCAUUCUGCACCAUUUUCACUGCUCGUGGCGUUUAUCUCACUUCACACAUGAAAAUAAUGAGUUUCCAGAGUUCCAGGCCAUUUAAACUCAUCUGUCAUUAUAGAGGUCCUGUUUUGACUGAUCAGACUCCUAUUAGCUUACACUGAUGCCAAAUUCAAAGCAAAUGGGAGAGCUCAGAAGCCAAUUAAGUAUUGCUAAUCAGUCCAAUUAGAGGGGAAGAGAGUUCAAAUAGGCAUAAAAUUACAUUCACCUUACGUGACCUAAUUAUACUCCCAGCCUCGUCUCACCAGCUGCCAGACCUACUUGUUAACUGGUGCUGUGUUAAGUAGAAAAUAUCUGUGGAGAAAAUCUCCAGUGUUGUGGAAAAUGUUUCAAAUAAUGUUUUAUACUUUAAGUUUGCUCAAUUUGUUUCUUGCAGUUUUAACACAAUAAAAGUCAUUGACAAUU
Molecule: messenger RNA, 8352 nt
Organism: Paralichthys olivaceus (Japanese flounder)
Lineage: Eukaryota; Metazoa; Chordata; Actinopteri; Pleuronectiformes; Paralichthyidae
Gene: mypn
Product: myopalladin
Molecular function (GO): protein kinase activity
Source: RefSeq, a predicted model, not a curated record